CCCGGAGGUAAAGCUGGAAAGGAUUCUGGAAAAGCGAAAGCGAAAGCCGUCUCUCGUUCUGCACGAGCUGGUCUUCAGUUUCCUGUCGGACGUAUCCACCGUCAUCUGAAGACACGAACCACAAGCCAUGGACGGGUGGGGGCCACUGCUGCAGUCUACAGCGCUGCCAUCCUCGAAUACCUGACAGCUGAGGUGUUGGAGUUGGCAGGCAAUGCUAGCAAAGAUCUGAAGGUCAAACGUAUUACGCCCCGUCACUUGCAGCUGGCUAUUAGAGGUGAUGAAGAACUGGACUCCCUGAUCAAGGCAACCAUUGCUGGAGGUGGUGUCAUCCCCCACAUUCACAAAUCUCUGAUAGGAAAGAAGGGAUCACAGAAGGCAGCAUAA
Messenger RNA from Candidula unifasciata, 384 nucleotides. NCBI's taxonomy places the organism in Eukaryota, Metazoa, Mollusca, Gastropoda, Stylommatophora, Geomitridae. The record is from the annotation of a GenBank genome assembly.